CUGCACCAUAAUUCGUUAAAAAUUUUUAAACCCCGAAAUCUAUAAGAAUCUAUAUUUUGGGCCACAGCCAAAAUUCUAGUGUUGACUAGUGUUAUAUACAUAUUUACAUGCAUUCAUUCCAAGAAAUUGAGCAGGCAAACAAUGAAGUGGGGUUUUUUUUAUUAUGCUGAUGAAUCAGAGAACAUGCUAACAUUUUCCAGUGUACACACUUACAGUUAAAGUCCAGUCCAAUUAGUCCAGAUAAUGUACGCAAAUAGAGUUUUCACUGUUUCACCAUACAAUGAGUGCACAUUAUACACAUGCAUAAGCAGAACUUACAUAUAGGUAGUUUUCCAGCACUUGAUGCGAAAUUGAACAUUGACCUUUGCUGAGGGGAAACUGGCGCCUAUCAGUAAUUAACAUCUGUAGGAUUGCUACGGAAAUUGGACAGCGCACCCUUUUCGAGGGCCAGGCCAGCGCUCAUGUCCCCGCUCCUGUUCGCUUUUGUCCUGAAAAUCCUUGGGGAACUCACUUUUAAUGGCCCAUCGUUCCUCGAUUCUUUCCACAGCAGCGCCGAUGCGUUCGGCACCCCUCAUCCGAGCAGAGGGGGAAACAGUGCCCUGGGACUUGCUGCCGGAGAGCCGGGAGCUCCUACCGGACAGCGAUUGGGAAUGGGUCCAGCCAGAAGCGACGACGUCAUACCCAUUCCAAUUCCCAUACCUUGAUAUUGUUGACAACGGAAGUCCUUUGCCAAAAACGAAGGCUGCGGAAAUGGCAAACGAAUUGGGCGAUGCGACAAUGGCGGACUAUUUUCCGCCGUUUCCGGAGCUCCUGAGCCGUGAAUGGCGUCAGCGCCAGGAAAACUAUAUCAAAAAGUUGCUGGUCCUGCAGAAGUGGCAAUCUCCGCCAAGAGCCAGAGCCAAGCCCAAGCGGUCGCCCAUCCAAUGGCCCUUCGACACGGGCAGUCAGGAGGAUGCGCAGCAGCCACCGUCAGGAGAACCACGCUAUCCGUACGCCUACUUCUGGCCCAACGGACAGCGGCCCGGCAAGCGCAAGAACCUGUUGCAGACGCAGUCUCUCCGGUACAUGCCCUCGAUCAGUGCUGGAGCCAUGACCAAUCUGGGCAACUUCUUCAACCAUCUUGAGAAGAACGUGCGCUUCGCGGAGCAGUCGCAACUGGGGGAGUCGGAGGUCCGCCUGCUGCAAGGCAGGCAUCCGCAUCCGCUCCAAAUGAAAACACCCCUCAAUGGGACAGACGCCGACCCAGUCCAGCAGCAGCAGGAGCAGGACCAGAAGACCUCGAAGCUGCUGCAAGCCAUACGCACUUAUCGACCCUCGCAGAAGAUCCGCUCGCUGGUGUCGCGCAAUCCGCAGGGCUAUCGCGGCUCGCAGCUCAUCGAUCCCAGCUACAUGUGGCUGGGUCUGGGCAAAUGACAGUAAGCCCGCCCAAUGGUCGAUGACUAUCCGUAAGGGCUCGCGCACACACCAGCUGAAAGCGAAGCCGAAAAACUCGAAUACCAUUGCUGCUGAGCUGAGCUGAGCUGAUCUGAAAGCUCGCCCAUUGGUCAAGCAUGUUGGUUUUUAUCAGCUCCGCUUUCAGCUAAUGUGGGCGGGCGCCCACAAAAAAAAAAAUUAAGUGUGCAGCUGCUUUUUAGUUGUAGGCCCCAAAAAUGCUUGUUUUUAGUCUGUGUAGAAAAUAUAUUUUAAUGUUAUCAGCAAAAAUGGCAAA
Messenger RNA from Drosophila obscura, 1708 nucleotides. RefSeq lists its product as uncharacterized. NCBI's taxonomy places the organism in Eukaryota, Metazoa, Arthropoda, Insecta, Diptera, Drosophilidae. The transcript is spliced from 4 exons. Bases 517 to 1413 code for a protein of 298 amino acids. The record is from RefSeq and is a predicted model, not a curated record.